AUGGAAAACGGCAAUAGCCUAAAUAAUUCACCUGUUAACUUGAUCGCAAGUGGAACCGGAGUGGAGUUAAAAGCUAAUGCGGAGGAACAGAACAAGGAAUUUUUUUCUAAAAUUAAUAAAUUCAUUGAAAAGUCAUGGACGUCCAUACACAAAGAUUUGAGGCCCCAUUUCAAAGAUUUAAAAAGUAGCGGCGACGUGGCGAAACUUUCCAACUCAGUGAAAAGAAUAAAAGUGAAAGAUCUUGAGCAAAGCCUUAAAAGACGCCAUUCGCAGAAUAAUGAUCGGAACAGAAAGAUGCAUCUGGAAAGUCAGAUACAAAGGGAACUGCAAGAAGACUUUCCAGAUAAAAAUUGUACGUACGAAUUUUUCCCACCAUCAUUACCUCCAUCAAAAGAACCAUCAAAUGUGUACGUGAACGGCGGAAAGACCGAGGAAGCAUACAAAAAUAAUGACGAAAGUACUUUAAUCUCAACACUAAACUUGACCGGCAUUGAGAACAUAUCAUCAUCGAUGUAUCUGCAGAUUUUGUGCCUACAAUCUCUCCUCUUGGAACAGUUCGAGAAACAGCUGACUCAGCAGAAAGCAAACAUUUCCAUGCCGCAUAAGGAUUUGCUCACCUUCUUUCCCAAACAAUUUUUGCAUUUGUUCGAUCAAGAUAACGACAUAAAAUCUAGCAAAGAAUCGCAAACUGAUGAUGUUAAAAAUUUUUAUUUGAAUAAAGUCAAUGAACUGAAUCAUUACAAUUUGCUUGGGAAAUCGACAAGAGGAAAGAAUAAAAAAGAAUAUAUAGCUUUAGCAGAUAGACUUUUGAAGGAUCAAAAAUUAAUACAGCAGCAGUUAAAAGAGUUGGUUUUGAAGCAGCAGUUGCAGCACCACCAGUUGGAACACCUGAGCAGCAACAUAACUGGUUCCUCUUAUGCUAGAACUAAAAAGUCUGAAUCAAAAACAGUUCAAAGUAAAAACAUUAAAGCGAAAAGUUCUAUCUCGACAGCAUAUCGAUCUAUUGAACAAUGUUCUAAAAUGAUGAGCCAGAAAAAUCCAAAAGCACUAAGUGCGUUGAUGAAACGCGAGAAAUUUGACAUAUUUUUAGAAUUCGACCAAUUGGAAUAUCGCAUUCAACAAAAUAUCGCAAAAGUUGUUGAUGCUAUGAGCAAAAAAUUGAAAAUGCGUACUUCUGUUUUAAAUAUUACUGACAAGCGUCAGUUGGAGAAAAGUUUGCUAAAGAUUAACAACAUCUGGGAUGAUUACAGAAAACAGGCAAACAUACUCAAGAGAUUCCGUGGGGGUAAAAAUUUUGAUUUAAACAUUUCAUUAUCUAAUGAAAUGCUUUCUCUCAAAAAGAAAACACUCAAUCGAUCGAGUAAUGUCGAUCCAGUUAUGGAACUAAAAGAACAGCUGAUCCAUCUUCAGCUCACGAUCGAAUCACUGAUUAGUAACAUCGAUCAAAAAGUUCAAAAAUUUUACUACAACAAACUUAUAUGUACCAUUCAAAAGUUAGACGAAGUUUUGAGCUUUACUCAAAAUCUCAUGACAUCAUUUGUAAGUUCGUGUGAAUGUUCUGAAGAGAUGAUUACUCAGUCGUCAAAAUCCCACCAGCAAAUUUCUCUCAACAAAACUAAAUCUUCGAACGUUGACACGUCGAUAGAGUUCGAUCAUUUCACAGCCGAUUCUUACAUGACAAGUGCCGCCUCGUUCACAUCUUCCAGCUCCAUUUACAAAGACGUCCCAGCAAAGCAGCAAAAUUCAGAUAGCAGCAUUGAAACUGUUAAUGGUACCGGUGAAAACGAUGACAAGAAAACAGAAGGUUUAGAAUUGGCUUGGGGAAAUUUUGUGAGCCACGGAUGGGUGAAGACCUUCCCAAUCGAAAUCGGCAAACCCCAUUCAAAAUAA
Molecule: messenger RNA, 1890 nt
Organism: Helobdella robusta
Lineage: Eukaryota; Metazoa; Annelida; Clitellata; Rhynchobdellida; Glossiphoniidae
Exons: 1
Coding region: 1-1890 (629 amino acids)
Source: RefSeq, a predicted model, not a curated record